GGCUGGCAAGGGCAUAUAAUGGGCAAUAUACACAAUCUCAGAGAAACAACAUUGCAAAACAUCUAUAGCAUGAUUAUUAAUGAACCGCGGUGCCCAGUAUCACGUUGAGCCGAAGCCUUGAUGUUAAUCUUCGGCUUUCUAUCAAACAAGAAUAUGGAGUACUUUUUGGUGGUAUUGGCAGCGCUUGCAGCGGUAGAGGCCCUGGACAAUGGAUUGGCCAGAACUCCACCAAUGGGAUGGCUAGAUUGGGAACGAUUCCGGUGUAACACUGACUGCACCAAUGACCCAGAAAACUGUAUUAGUGAAAAGCUGUUUAUGGCAAUGGCUGACAGGAUGGUUGCUGAUGGUUAUAGAGAUGUAGGGUAUGAGUAUGUGAACAUUGAUGACUGUUGGUUGGCCAAAGAGAGAGAUGAUAAAGGAAGGCUAGUGGCAGAUCCUGUGAGAUUUCCCAAUGGCAUUUUAGGAUUGGCCAAAUAUGUGCACUCUAAGGGUCUAAAGUUGGGUAUUUACGAAGACUUCGGCACAAAGACCUGUGGCGGUUUUCCGGGCAGUGAGUUUUAUCUUCAGUUAGACGCCCAGACUUUCGCGGACUGGCAGGUUGAUCUGCUGAAGUUUGACGGAUGCUAUUCUGAUCCCAGAGACAUGCAGUAUGGGUACCCAAUUAUGGGCAAGUUUUUAAACAUGACUGGCCGACCCAUUUUAUAUUCCUGCAGCUGGCCUGCAUAUAUAACGAAUUACACUGCAAUAAGGCAGGCAUGCAACAUGUGGCGUAACUAUGGUGACGUGCAGGACAGUUGGGAUAGCAUUCUGUCUAUCGUUGAGUUCUACGGUCAGGACAAAGGAAACUUCUCCGAAGCAGCUGGCCCUGGGGGGUGGAACGAUCCAGACAUGUUGAUCGUUGGUGACUUUGGACUGAGCAUAGAGCAACAAAAGGCCCAGAUGGCUAUGUGGUGCAUCAUGGCCUCUCCUCUCUUCAUGUCCAAUGAUCUACGGAAGAUGCCUCAAGAAUCCAAGGCUAUCCUCCAGAAUAUCCAUGCCAUCAAAAUCAACCAGGAUCCAUUGGGGAUCCAGGGCAAGCAAGUAUUUGGGAUUGGCAAUCUUCUGGUGUGGACACGUCCAAUCAUGCCGAAGGGAACAACAGCCUUUGUGGUCCUGAACAAAGGAACGGGGGGUACACCCACAAAGCUUGAUCUUAACGUUGAUUUGCUAGGACAGAACCCUUCGGGUUAUAAUAUCACAGAAGUGUUUGACCAAACGUCACUGGGCAUUUUCAAACCGUCAGAGAAAAUAACUAUAAGCGUUAAUCCAACAGGUGUAAUAUUUGCUGUUGGAACGCCAGUUUAAUCCUUAAGUUCACACUUAAAAAAUGUAUUCUUUCAUACAAAAUGGAUGGGUGUAAGGGGUUAAGCGUAAGAGAUUGUUGAUUUUCAAUUUGUUGCUUAUUGAGAAUUCAAGUGACUUGUCAAAAUUACCUUAUAAAGUGAAAAUACAUUCCAUGAAAAAUGUAAAGGGAUGUUUUGAUAAGAUUUUUUUUAUGAUUGCUUGUGGUUGUUGAAUAUGUAAAUAUGAUACAGUAUAAUUGCUGUGAAUAUAAUAAACCAGGGGUGACCAAGGUGGUUAGCAUGCCAGGAGCCUCCCACCAAUAUGGGCGCUGUGAGUUCAAGUCUAGCUCAUGCUGGAUUUCUCUCGGUCGUACGUGGAAAUGUCUGACAGCAACCUGAGGAUGGUCGUGGGCUACCUCCGGGCUCUGCCCAGUUUCCUCCCAACAUAAUGGUGGUUGCAGUCGUAUAAGUGUAAACAUC
This is a messenger RNA of Liolophura sinensis, 1802 nucleotides long. Its product is annotated as alpha-N-acetylgalactosaminidase-like. The record is from RefSeq and is a predicted model, not a curated record. NCBI's taxonomy places the organism in Eukaryota, Metazoa, Mollusca, Polyplacophora, Chitonida, Chitonidae. The transcript has 8 exons. The coding region runs from base 121 to 1344 and encodes 407 amino acids. Gene Ontology annotation, cellular component: cytoplasm. Gene Ontology annotation, molecular function: alpha-galactosidase activity. Gene Ontology annotation, biological process: oligosaccharide metabolic process; glycoside catabolic process.